AAAUGGUUUUGUUUCUGUCUCGCACCUGACCGUUGUACAGCAAUUAGUUAAAGAAGACUAAGCAUUUCAGGAAGGCGUGUACUUUAAAUUAUUAAUUGCGACAGCUUAUCGACAUCUGUCUGCUCAAAACGUCCAGUUGCCGACGUACGCCUGACGUUCCUCCGGAGCUGCAGUGAACAGCCCAGCUGUGUCAAAAUUGAAUUAGUUUACGGGUCCCUACAGCAGUAUUUUAAGUUUGUAGUUACAAAAAUACAAUACUGCUCCUCAAGCUGGACAAGAACCCGACGUUUCCAUGGCACCACCAAGAAAGAAUGUGUUACCGAAACCACUCCCAGAUGGCUUCAUACUGACAGACACUGAGAAAAAGAAAUGGAGGCUGGGGAAAAUCAUUGGUGAAGGUGGCUUUGGACUAAUCUAUCUUGCCUCCCAGGAUGUGGGCAGACCUGUUGCAGGAGACACUGACUUUGUCAUAAAAGUGGAAUACCAGGAGAAUGGUCCCCUGUUCUCGGAGCUCAAGUUCUACCAAAGGGCAGCCAAGCCAGAGAGCAUUCAAAAGUGGAUGAGAAGCAGGAAGCUGGACUUCCUGGGUAUCCCGACCUACUGGGGAUCAGGACUCGCAGAAUAUAAAGACCUCAGGUAUCGUUUCAUGGCCAUGGACAGGCUGGGCUGCGACCUUCAGAAAGUCUGUGAGCACAAUGGGGGUCGACUGAAAAAGGCCACUGUGCUUCAGCUCGGUCAAAAACUGGUGGAUAUACUGGAGUAUAUCCAUGAGAAUGAGUACGUCCACGGAGAUAUUAAAGCUGCGAACCUCAUGCAGGGUUACAGAGACCCUGAAAAGAUCUACCUAGCAGACUAUGGGCUGUCCUACAGAUACUGUCCUGAUGGAGUCCACAAAGAAUACAAGGAAAACCCCAAGAAGGGCCACAAUGGAACCAUCGAGUACACCAGCGUCGAUGCCCACAAAGGAGUUGCCGCAUCUAGACGUGGUGACCUCCAGAUUUUAGGUUUUUGUCUUCUUCACUGGCUGUGUGGGUCACUUCCUUGGGACAGUGUGCUCAAGAACUCAGUUCAUGUCCAGGAGGCCAAGACCAGACUGAUGGAUAAGCUGCCACACUCAGUCCAGCAGCUGUCAGCGAGCAGAGCCAGCACAGAUGAGGUGGCUGAAUUCCUCUGUUACGUGAAAACUCUGGACUAUGAAGAUAAGCCAGACUACCAGCUUCUCAAAAGCCUGUUGGGCGGUGAUGUCAGGGGCAGACUUGACUUCUCCAUGCCUCAAGGAUCUGCAGGGGAGCCAUCCACCAAAGAAGUAGAUCCUCGUACCAGAGAAAAGCAGAAAGCAGGACGAGCCAAAGGAUCCUCCAAAGCCAAGCCUCUGGCUCCAGAGAUGGAUGAAGAGGUACAGGAGCGUGUGAAGUCCAAACCAGUGCCAGCUCAUUACAUAAGGGGACCAGUCCCCACUAAGGCUGAGUCACAGAAGGAAAACGGUUUGCCUGCUGCCAGAUCACUGAGGCCGAGGCCUGGACCUCCGCAGACUUACAGAGAGGACAGUGAAGAUGAGGAUGAGGAUGAGGAUGAAGAUAAUUCCAGACCCAGACCCAUUUCUGCACGCUAUCUCAGAGGCCCCCCAAUAGGCCCCAGAACUCAGUCUAAACAGAAAAUCAGGAAAAGAGACAGUCUGACUGUGACCUCAGCAAGACAGGAACGAGGAAGCCACCCACAGAGGAGUACAACCCCACCGGACUGUGACCGCGAGAGCCAAACACACAUGGACCGCAGGGAAAGAUGGGAUGAAAGGCUACACAACCAUGGAGAAGAGACAGAGCUCCCUUAUAACCACAGAGGCAGCUUUGGUGACUGGGAAAGGUCUGCUCUCAGACGUCCAGAGCAGGAAGCUGGUCCCACACAGAGGAAAGGACAGUGGCUCCGGUAUGUCUUUGUAGGUGUCUUCUUUAUUUUGUUUUUAGCAGUUGUCCAAAAUAAAUUUAAACGCUUUUGAUCAGUUAAACUAAAUUCCGAGCAGGCAAUUUUACUACUGUCGUCUUAAGAUAUUCCUCAAAGCGGAGACGGACGUGACGCCCCUCAGGACUUGUGGGUUGACAUUUUCACAGUAACAGGCUGCAACAGAAGGAGAAGCCUCAGUUUAUUCUGAUGAUUAAAUUGCUUUUCUAGUUACAUGUGGUGUGAAAGCUCACUUUAUAAAAAAAAAAAAAAAAAAAAAAAUGAAAUGGG
Molecule: messenger RNA, 2229 nt
Organism: Toxotes jaculatrix (banded archerfish)
Lineage: Eukaryota; Metazoa; Chordata; Actinopteri; Toxotidae
Gene: vrk2
Product: VRK serine/threonine kinase 2
Exons: 15
Coding region: 293-1996 (567 amino acids)
Biological process (GO): peptidyl-serine phosphorylation; signal transduction
Cellular component (GO): cytoplasm; nucleus
Molecular function (GO): ATP binding; protein serine/threonine kinase activity
Source: RefSeq, a predicted model, not a curated record